AUGAAAGUAAAAUAAAGAAUUUAAUUACGAAUACCUAAAAUUUCAGGUCAUGUUUAAACUGAGGCAAGUUAAGAUUAAUUAUAAUCAACCAAUGAUACACGUUUCAAGGGUGAUUUAACAUGUAGAUAAACAAUCAGAGUUAGAAAUACAAUUAAAGAAGCUCUUAUGAUCUCGAAUAUCAAAUUGGCAUUUUAAGAAGAGAUGGAUAAAAUAAAGGAAGAAAUAAGAAAACCUGAAAAGUAAUAACUUAUUAUGUAAAUUUGUUUGUUUACAAAGUACUGAAAUGCUACAAUAAAAUAGAGUUAUCAUCUAAAAUACUUUAAUGCAAUUAAAUUAAUUAUUUUUAGAAAGAAAGGAUCGAGAUUAAGCAAUAAAAAUAAUAAAUGAAAUAAGUAAUUAAGUAUUGAAAUCAAAGAUAUCAGGUAUGAGAUAUAAUGAUUAUUUAAAAGACCUGAAAAUAUUCAUACAUCUUAAAUUAGCUAAAAUAGUAUUUAGUUAUAAUUUGCUCUACUUUAGUAUAAUCUUAGCAAAGAUAGUAAAGAGAAUGUCAGACAAUGAGCAUUUAUUAAAAUAUAAAUUGUUAGCAUAUAAGUUACUUGGGAUCUCUUUUUUUAAAUUAAGGAAUAGAUAAUCUAAGAUUUACUUUACAAAAUAUUUAAUGUGUAGUUGGAAAUUGAAUUAGAAGAAUCAUGAAUUAAAGGCUUAUGAAUAUUUAGGGAAGUACUAUUUUUAGGAAGGAGAUAUAGUAAAGGCUACAACAUUUCAUGAGAGAAUGGUAAAUGGAGCAAUUUUGGUAAUAAAUGUAAAAAUAUAAUUAAAGUUACCUCAUUCUUCAUUAAGAGUAUUGGGUAUAAGAAAAUUAGAGUAAGGAUCAAUAGGGAAAGGGAAAAAGAAUUAUGGAUUAGUAGAAUAGCAUGAAAUAAAUGUAUCAAGUGAUGCAGAAGGAUUUGAAUUAGUUUUUAAUGAUGAUAAUUCUGUUCCUAAUAAAGUUGCUAUUCAAAAGAUGGAUCAAUUGGUACAGAAUGGAUAAAGAUAAAGUCUUAUUAAUUAUCCAAUAAGAAAGAAUUUAAUAUUCUAACAUAGAAGUUAAAAUAUUAUGGAUAAUAAAAUUAAGACUAGACAUAUGCAUUAAUUACCAGUGAUGUUAAAUCAUUUAAGUCCAAAUAGAUAAUUGGUUAAUUAUUAAUUUCUAGAAUUGAAUAAGGCUGUUCCUAAUUAUAAAUUAACUCAGAACUUAGAUCCUUACUUUGAGAAAAAAGAUUCUUCAAGCAUUGCAAAUGUAAUUGUAAAGCUAUCUCGUGUUUUGGAAUAAGUAGACAUUUGGAUUAAAUUAUGA
This is a messenger RNA of Paramecium sonneborni, 1336 nucleotides long. Lineage: Eukaryota; Ciliophora; Oligohymenophorea; Peniculida; Parameciidae. The record is from the annotation of a GenBank genome assembly.